This is a messenger RNA of Diabrotica virgifera virgifera (western corn rootworm), 3734 nucleotides long. RefSeq lists its product as uncharacterized. The transcript is spliced from 2 exons. NCBI's taxonomy places the organism in Eukaryota, Metazoa, Arthropoda, Insecta, Coleoptera, Chrysomelidae. The coding region runs from base 69 to 1295 and encodes 408 amino acids. The record is from RefSeq and is a predicted model, not a curated record.
UUUCAGUUUCUAACACUUACCAAUUGGUUGAAAAACUUCAACUCAUCAAUCUGAAUCCAAACAUUACUAUGCUUUCUUUUGAUGUUAGCAACCUAUUUACUUCAGUACCCAAAAAUGAAACAAUUAGUCUGGUAAAAACUCUCCUAAUCAAUAAGGUUAUUCAACCCCAUAUCAUUUCUUCGAUAAUAGAUAUUCUACAAAUUUGUCUAUCACAAGAUUUCUUUAUUUUUAACAAUAAUUUCUAUAAACAACCAGAUGGUUUAGCAAUGGGUAGUUGCUUAUCCCCCUUUCUAGCUGAUGUUUUUAUGGAUCAUUUAGAAUCCAAUUAUAUCAUGAAAAAUCCUGAAGUUCUACAUUGGUUCCGUUACGUAGAUGAUUGUCUCGUUUUUGUGGAUGGUCAGCAAGACUCAGCUAAUCACCUUUUAUUCAAAAUCAAUCAAAUCCAUCCCAAUAUCAAAUUUACUAUGGAACUAGAAUCAUCUAAUGCCAUUAAUUUUUUAGACCUUUCCAUUACCAGACUCAACAACCAGUUCAACUUUGGUAUUUACCGCAAGCCUACUCAAACUGAUCAUGUUAUCCAUUCUUCAUCCAACCACCCACUGUCUCAUAAAUAUUCUGCUUUUAGGAGUUUCAUCCAUAGACUACAUACACUACCUCUAUCUACAGCUGAAUUUAACAAGGAACUUAAUAUAAUCAAACAAAUAGCAGUCAACAAUGAUUACAACCCUAAUAUAAUCGACAAGCUCAUCCGGAAAAGAGAAUCCAAUCGUCUUCAGCAACUAGCUUACAAUUCAAACCCAGUCAUCACACCAAUCUAUAGGUCCCUACCUUUUCAUAAUACUGUCAUAUCUGAGAAGAUCAAACACAUUCUCUGUUCUUCGGACAAUGUCCACAUAUCAUUUAAAGUCAAUAACACUCUCAACAAAACAUUAUCUAACACUAAAGAUCCAAUCAACUUUAUGAAUCGUAGUGGUGUUUACAGAUUAUCUUGUUCCGAUUGUGAUGCCUCUUAUGUAGGAAGAACCUAUAGAUCACUGUCUACUAGAGCAGCAGAGCACACUAAACGUGACAAUACAUCAGCUUUCUCUCACCAUCUCAAAGUCAACAAACACCACCUUAACAUCCCAGAUGGUGUGACUUUGAUUCAUAACAUCCAAGAUAAGAAUACCCUUCGUUUAGACCUAUAUGAGGAUUUAGAGAUUGUCAGGGACGCAAGGACAAGUCCAAACUGUGUUAACCGUCAACUUUCUCUUAACCGUGAUUUCACCCCCAUUCAUAGACAAUUAUUUCCAUAAUUCUAUAUUUUUAUUCACCUUCACAUUGGCCUUCUUUCCUAUACAUACCACGACAAACCCAAAAUAAACAAAAAACCCAAACAUUAUACCUAAUCAAAUAUUCUUUUAGUACUUCCAGUUUCUUUCACUCUGUGCUCCUGUCAAGACUCUAUCUCUUCCAUCUCAUUCUUUAAUUAUUUUCACUUAACAAAAUCAUUUUCUCAUUAUAUCAAAAUCACACCAUGGAACCCUUGAUCUUUUCGGAUAUGACAUUCUAAUAUAGACAAUAACCAAAAAUUUUGUUGAAUUUCCAACAUUUUAAUUGAUUCACUCUAUUUUUCAUUUAGAUUAAAAUUAAAAAAUAAAUCUCAGCUAUCAACAUUUAAUAAAUUUACUUAAUAUCAACUUUGGUCAAUACAAUAUUCAAUCUAGAAUUUCAAUAGUUUAAUAUGUGACAUAUUCUUUUUACAUUUAGAGCUUACAAUCAAAAUUAAUUUUCUUCUUUGAUCAAAACAUGUACAUUUCUUUCAGCGCAGUUUUCCUAAUUUAAUAUCAGUCUUUAUCCAUUUAACAAUUCACACAAUUUAAUUUCAAAACAGUAAUUAUAUUUCAUUUAUUUGUCCACUGAACAUAGGCAACUUACCUUAUCACCUUUUUAAUAAUUUUUCUAAAUUUAGAUUUUCAAUAGUUCUAUAUGGGACAAACUCUUUACAUUCAGUCAUAACAAAAUAUUUUUAGAGAAGAUUUCUUGAUUAAGAUAUGUACAUACAUUUUUUCAAUUCCACUUCCCUUUUUUAAUAUCAUUUCCUUUAAUACCUCCAAUAAUUCACAUUACAGAUCUAUAGAUUGGUAUUUUCUCAUUAUAUUCGUUGGUUCCCUGAAACAUAUGCAACCGACCAUUCACUAUUGGCAUUACUUCCAAUUCUACAGCUGCUACUCCAUUAAAAUAUCAUAUUUUGAUAAAAAAAUUUUAAAAAUUUUCUAUAUAAUUUUCAAUAAUAUUCAUUCAUUAUAACUUUGCUCAAAUUAAUAUAAUUAUUAUCAGUCCUAUACAGUAGACAAACAGUCUAUGACGUCACAGCAUAUGAGUAGAAUUUUGCUUUUGUUUACGGUGCACUAAUGAAUAUAUCAUUAUAGCUUAUUAACCUUUAUUUACAAUUUAGAAUUCAUAUCAAACAAAUUUAAUAGUUGCAUAUUCACAAUUGAAUAAUUAAGUUAAAUAUUAAUGCACAUUGUCAAAAAUUUUUCGGUUGACAUUUGAGAAAUCCACCUAUCUUCUUUGACAUCUUGUCAUGAAUUUUCAGGCACCAAUCUGUCUAAUCAGUUGGUUGUUAACCUCUCACCUGAUCACAACCUUGUGCUAAUUCCGAGCAAGGAUGACAUACAUCCACAUGUGAUACAUUUUUAAUCUUAAGACAUCGACUUAUUGUCGAUUACUAUACAGCUCAUAAUGUAGCAAUAAUGUUAUUUUGAGGUUUUACACCUAUUCAAGUGGCUAGUUUCAAUUACUUGUACACUGGACGUUUACACUGAGGAUGGUCAGUUUGACCGAAAACGUUUUGUACAACCACUCCCUUGUGGAUGAAUUUUAAAAUUUUUUAAUAAAUUUAUAAUAUACCUAUAUACAACAGAAGUGUUUACUUCAUUCUACGUUGUCUUAACAAAGGUAUACAGCCAACUACAGGGUUUACCCUUUUAAUGUUUUAUUUAAUGACGAUAUGGUCAACUUGGCUCUUAAGUACUUGCGGCUAGCUACAAAGAGGAACAACACUAAAUUGGAUAUAUGGUUCAUAUCUCAAUGCCUUAAUCACAAAGUCAUUCCAAAUUUUUGCAGAGUAAAAACAUCAAAAAAUGUACCUCCAAACAUCAGGAGCUCACUACAAGUUAAAUUAAUGAAGAAGGAGAUAUGUAACCACUAUGGAAAAUUAAACUACCUCAACUGUCAACUUAAGGUAAUGUAUGAUUCUUUGCUCGAAAUAAUAGGUUUUAUCAAUAUUAAUAACUUUAUGUCAGAUGUUCAGGAUAAGGUGGAGAUUUCUAAUUCAAUUAAAUUUAAUAGAGUUAAUAACAAAUUAAUUAAACUUAUUCAAGCCAAAACUUUGCUCGAUCAAGCUUCAGAUGUCAGAGAUGUCAGAAAGUUUUCAGAUUUCAAAUUCCAUCCCCGUAUAAAGAACCUCACCAACAUUAAUUUUUCCAAAGACGAAAUACAAUUGCUCAACUACGGUCUUAAACACUCAGUCCCCAAAGAUUUUUCAAUCAAAGAUAUAGAGAACCUUUCUAUCGAGACAGACAUAGUUAUCGAAAAUCUCUCCGUAACCCUUUCAGACAGAACAUCUAUCAGAAACUCUUGUUACCGCUUUCUCAACAAAUUCAAAACUAAAAUUGAUUCUUCCAAUAACUCUUCUUUCUCACAUAGUCUUUCUUCCAAAAAAGCCAACUCUUUUCUUAAGUCAUUAAAAU